AUGUCUAGCUACAAUAACGUUGACCUUGAUGAGGUCUCUCCGCUGCCCAGAAUCAAUGGAUCUCUCGACUCACGUGUCUGGACCUUGUUGGCCUUUCGACUCGAACUCGACUUCAGCUACUCCCAGUCAUCCAUGGCCUCGACUGCCCCUGCCAUGUUUUCUUUUUCUCACACAGAACCAUCGACGGACCUUAUGAAUGGUUCGUCAUGGGGUGCAAAUGCAGAAGGGCCACAGAACUUACAUGACUACCCGGACAAUGGAUCAUCGCACUCAGGAGAAGCCGAGGAAUUUCUUUUCACAUCUGGUCAUAACUCACCUAGGGGACCAAGACUUGAUCAGGCCCAAACCACUGAUGUGUCAUCAUGGACCGCCGCUCCCAAAGCGGUCAUGUCCAUCUCCACGGGAACCCAGGCUAUGUCUCGAGCUAGCUCGAGCCGCUCCCACGUCUCUGCUGUUUCACCGACACAGAUGUCUAAUAUGAGCGUUAGAGGUAAUGCACAAGUUUUCCGGAGUGGACCUCAAUCUACUGGCUCCAUGGCCGGAAUGGAUUCCUGUCUGUUACUGGACUCAGAUGCCCAUGGUGUUUCAUCCCAAAUGUACCACUGGCACGACUACGCUCUCGAAAUGAACCUUGGCGCCGACGGCGUUGCCUUCCCAGUUCCCAAUGUGAACCCGCUCCAUGUGGUUCCUUCACAGAUGCACCUUGCCACUGAUGCCAUCCCGGAUACGUCAUCCCCCAGCAACUGGGACUGCUUUUCUAGCUCCAUCUCCAGAACUUCCUCCCCUGCCACUAUUGAUGAAGCUUGGCAAUCUGCUCCCUUUAGCCCCGAAACAUCCCCCGAAACUUGCCCAUCGCCUAGGUAUGUUGUCUUCCAAGCUGAGGGUGAACAAUCUUCUUACCGGAUGGGUUCGUUCAGAGACCGAAAAUUCCAAAUCAUGACGGAGCACGCCGUCUCCCAGAUGGAGGAUGCCUCCGCCCUUCCUCAAGCUUACACUGCCCGCCGACAGGGAAGUGAGGGAGAGUCUGCCCGGGACCAUGCCUUGUACAAGAAUGUCUCUCCCCGAGAAGACGGUCUCUUUCACUGCCCUUGGGAGGGCCAGCCAAACUGCAGCCACAGGCCCGAGAAGCUUAAGUGCAACUAUGACAAGUUUGUUGACUCUCACCUGAAGCCCUACCGAUGCAAGGCUGAGGCUUGCGAGGGUGCCAGAUUUUCUUCCACUGCCUGCCUUCUUCGCCACGAGCGCGAAGCCCAUGGUCUGCACGGACACGGCGAUAAGCCUUUCCUUUGCAUGUAUGAAGGUUGUGAGCGAUCGAUUCUUGGCAGCGGUUUCCCGCGCCAGUGGAACCUCCGGGACCACAUGAAGCGAGUUCACAAUGAUCACGGUAGCGCUGGUGGCUCCCCUACUGGGGCCGCUCAGCAGGCCACCAAGGGACGGAAGCGCAAGUCAGACGCUGAAGCCCAAGGCUCUCCCAGCCGCAAGGCCUCGAUCAAGUCGAUGCCUGCCCCAGAGCCUAAGCCUCCUGUCAAGCCUCUUAUUGAACAGUGGUUGGAGCAACGCAGUGUGUUGGGUGAGAUUGUUCAGCAAAUGAACAAGCCAGAUGCUCAGAGCAUUCAGCACAUCGCAGAGGCCCAAAAGCGCCUUGAGGUGAUGCUCAAGAUGGCUACAGAUGCAACCACCGUCACCCCCAAGACGGAGGUGCAAUCUGGUCGCCGAUACUUGAUGGGUUGAAGUGUUGAAUAGAAGUUGUUGGUCUCUCGUUUAAAAUCAGGGUAUCACGCCACGUGGGUGGUUUUUCAUUAUGUCUAUAUACAUACACAGGACGGCUGCUCGCGUCUUCAAAGGACGCUGAGCUCACCGGGAAACGACUCCCAAGGGACGUCCCGCGAGUAACAGUCUCGCAGAGUGGGUUACGUCCAUCACGGACUGCUAAGCCGAGCAGAAGAGCGUUGGCUACACGCACCACAAAAUCUCCCUCAGAGAAGAGCUGCUGGACCAGGGUUCCAUCAUGCUACUUCAGGGUUUGAGUCGGGGAUAUGUUUUUUUCUUUAUGGAUGGAUCAAAAGCAUCGUACUUGUUCAGGUUUGAACGUUAAAAGUAUUGGGUUUGGAAGGGAAUGGAAGGGCAAGGAAAGGAAAGGAAAGGAUAAACAGCGUUGCUAUUCUCGUCUUUUGAUUUUUAUUUGUUUUGUCAAUACCCACGAUUUAUGACCCUGUUUAGAUUUUAGAUGCUUCUUUUUUUAGCAUGCACAUUCGCUCAACCAGUCUCGACUGGCGAUUGUUUCCUUAGUUUAGCUUUUACUUUGAAUAUGUUUUUAUCAUGAGAUGAAUUACUAUUGAGCAGUACUGCUGGC
Trichoderma virens Gv29-8 is the source of this 2353-nucleotide messenger RNA. RefSeq lists its product as uncharacterized. Lineage: Eukaryota; Fungi; Ascomycota; Sordariomycetes; Hypocreales; Hypocreaceae. The record is from RefSeq and is a predicted model, not a curated record. The coding region runs from base 1 to 1731 and encodes 576 amino acids. The transcript has 4 exons.